This is a messenger RNA of Mycotypha africana, 2130 nucleotides long. RefSeq lists its product as uncharacterized. NCBI's taxonomy places the organism in Eukaryota, Fungi, Mucoromycota, Mucoromycetes, Mucorales, Mycotyphaceae. Gene Ontology annotation, cellular component: transcription elongation factor complex. The transcript is spliced from 4 exons. The coding region runs from base 1 to 2130 and encodes 709 amino acids. Gene Ontology annotation, biological process: transcription elongation by RNA polymerase II. The record is from RefSeq and is a predicted model, not a curated record.
AUGGAUUGUAAAAAGGCCAUUUUAGCCCAUUUUGACAGUCGCACAUUGGAGUUGUUGCAAAAUGGUCAAGAAAUGGAGAUUGAUACCAAUGACUUUAACACUAUGAGUUUGACAAUGCCUAACGCGAAUAUCCAACUUCAGGUGCAAAAAGACGUGCCCGAUUCAGCUAUUUAUUCCAGUGUUGAUUCCCAAAAUCUCCGCUAUGUGGGCCGUGCCUGGCAAGCCAACGUGUCUUCUGUUCAAUACAAGAAAGAAGAAAAGGUACCCAAGCAAGUUGACAAGAGCCUCCAUGAUGAUCAUCGUCAAGUACCCUCUCUCACUGAAGGCAGCAGAAGUGGUGGAGCCACGGAUGUCAAGACCGCCAAGAAGCCAGUCCCUCCUCCUCCUGUCUCUACUCCACAAAGAAAGGACAAAGGCAAGGGCAAAGAAGUGGCGCCUGCUCCUAUUGAACCUGUUUCUGUCUACAGAAUCCCUGCCACGCCUCGAAAGGAUAAAGGCAAAGGCAAAGAAUUCGCGUCUCCCAUUGAAACUGCACCUGGGUCCUCUUACAGAAAUCCUGGUCUUCCCGCUGCCACGCCUCAAAGAAGAGACAAAGGCAAAGGCAAAGAAGUUGCUCCUCCUAUCGAAACUGCUCCUGGGCCUUCCUACAGGAAUCCUGGUCUUCCCACUGCCACGCCUCCAAGAAGAGAUAAGGGCAAAGGCAAAGAAGAGGCGCCUCCCAUGGAUACUACGCCUGGACCUUCCUACAGAAAUCCUGGUCUUCCCACUGCCACGCCUCAAAGAAGAGAUAAGGGCAAAGGCAAAGAAGUGGCGCCUCUCAUGGAUACUACGCCUGGACCCUCUCACAGAAAUCCUGGUCUCCCCGCCACGCCACGCUCCCAAACAUCGGGUCUACCUGUACCGAAAUCAUCGCCACGUACAAGAACGCCUCCUGCCGUCAAUAUUUACAUGAAAAAGCCAGCUGCUAAAUCGCCUGCCGGUGUACACAAAAAGGCCUCCAGCGCUUCUACUCCCAUCAAGAAAGCCCCUUCGCCUGCUAGCAAAAAAGUAGCCUCCCAUGUUCCCACAGAAGCAAAAUAUCCUCUUCACACGCGUAUUAUGCAACGCAUCGCCCUUCGCCCCUCAAGUGUUUCCACUUUGGUCAAUUACUUGAGUCGAAACCAAGCGCGCAAAGUGAACUCUAUUGAUGUAACGAAUAUUGUUACAGCUUGCGGUAUUGAAAUCACUGCAAAUGAUCGUAGAAAAUAUUGCCUCAAACCUCAAUAUUAUCCAGAAAUCAUGGUAGACGAUUGGCCAUUCUAUAACGAAGAAGACAGAGACAUCGUUCGGUAUAACAUUGAAGAAGCUGCUAUUUUAUUACAGGAGGCAAGCAAAAAGCAGAAACGUGAACUUGAAGAAAGAACAAGCUCUCCUAGAGUUAAAAAGCAAAAGCAAUCUCCCCCGGCUCGUUGUCCCACGCCUCCUUUGAAGAGAUCCUCUGCUAGACCCGGUACCGCCCAUAGGAAACCUACUCCGGUCAUGCCACCUGCUGCCUCCACCACACCCACGACCCGCCCUUCCCCAACUGCUGUCUCCACCACACCCAAGACUCGCCCUUCUCCCACUGCUGCCUCCACCACACCCAGGACCCGCCCUUCUCCACCUGCUGCCUCCUCCACACCCAAGACUCGCCCUUCUCCAAGCGUGGCCUCUGUGCGCUCUCUUUUGGCUAAAACGCAUGCUGCUGUUACUCCCUCCCCUCCUCAGCAUAACUUUUACCAGCCUGAAUCCAUACGAAUUACGCUGAUUGGUUCCCAAGAAAGGUUCAUUCAUUACUGUAGGCGACACAAUGCGAUGCAAAGAAGAUACCUUAAACUGAAGCAUAUCCUCAAGACCAAAUACCCCACCUUUAUGAAUAUUCUUGCUACUACCCUGCCGCCCACAAGAGCCACUUCCUACCAAAACCUUCUGGAGCAAUAUCGUGAGAUGCUAAAGUCUGCUUACAAGGACAGCGACAAGGACAGCGACAAGCACUUUGACACUAUUGAAGCCAUUGCUUCGGAGCUCCUUAAAACAAGGGACCGAUUGAAUUAUUUAUGGAAAUCACUCAGUCUUAGCGUCAAGAUGUACAACUAUACCAUUCCGCAAUAA